Messenger RNA from Perkinsus marinus ATCC 50983, 491 nucleotides. RefSeq lists its product as hypothetical. The transcript has 4 exons. The coding region runs from base 17 to 460 and encodes 147 amino acids. The record is from RefSeq and is a predicted model, not a curated record. NCBI's taxonomy places the organism in Eukaryota, Perkinsozoa, Perkinsida, Perkinsidae.
UGUUUCAAUCAUAACCAUGGCUAUCGAAGACGGUCAGCUUAUCGCAGAGGAGUGGAAGGGCACCAUCGUAGAGACCGCCCAACCCGUAGUAGACCUUAACGGCUAUUCAGAAAAAGUUACAUCUGCUGAUAGCGAUGAUUCUAUUGAACAACACGACGAAGCCGUGAAGAGUCUUGGACGGCUCCUCAGACAACAAGGCGAUUUCCAAAUAGCUUGCCUUGAGAGUUUUAAACGUGCCACCGAUGGCUGUGCAAGUGGCGAGCGUUUGUUGAAAGAGUCAUCUCAGUUGAAGACGGCGUUAGACUGCAUAUGUAAAUACGUGGGUAUUGAGCUGGUUACUGCUGAGGAAGCUUCUGAGAUGUUUGUUGCGAACAUGAACUUUGCUUCUUAUGUGAUAUCCGCUCAAGAGUUCUUCAACAGUCUCCAUAGAUCGUUGGACUUGAAACGUGAAAUUGCCUAAUUCCACCACAAACACAUUCACUGCUUUUUCG